UCCAUAACGACUUAUUACGUUGCAACGUUGGUUUAACAAAAACAGAGAGCGAAGAGGCUGUCUAAAUGAAUUAAAUAAGUCUAUUCGAGAGUAUAUUCUGAACUUAAUGUAAUAUGCAAACGGCAGGUAACACAAAAGUGAUAAAAACCCGAGACGCAACAGAAAUGUUUCUUUAAAUUUAGCGUAUUGGUGUCGCUAAUUUUUAAUAAAUGUCGUAAAAAGUUGAACUGCAACGUGUGUUUCGCUAUAAAUUUGCUGUAAAAUCGGGAUUUCCUGAUGACAAAGACAUCUGAUUCAACAUGUGCACUGUGGAAAGAAUCAGUCAAGACGACAGAUGGACACAACGAAGAAAUAUGAAACUUCCGUUGGUUCUACUUACAUUUAUAUUGAUGCAAGGAGGCAACGCAGCGGGCGACAACUGCUGGUGGACAGGGUGUCAGCCAAAUACCUGGGAAAUCAGAGGUUGCAAUCCCGGUACGGAACAACAAGGAAUUGAGGAUUGUGAGGGUGGAAACAAAUACAAAUGCUGCCCCAACACUGACUCAAGUCAAACUACUACAGAAAGCACUUUGCCACAUACUCCUGGAUGUUGGUGGACUGGAUGUCAACCAGAUGACUGGGCUGUUAGGGGUUGCAAUUCGGAGGGCAUGGAAGAACGAAUGACCAUGGAUUGUGAAAAUGGAAAUCGAUACCAAUGUUGUCCCAUCACAAAGAAAACUACAAGCAGUUCGAUUAGUGAUAUUGAUCCCGACACCGGGCUUUCCUAUUUAAAUUUAGCGAAGUAUCUUCUCGCUAAGAAUCCAACGUUUAAUCUUGGAGAGCGGCUAUCAUGCACACUUCUGGAUCCAGAUAGAAAGUAUCUAGUCAGGUUUGGGUCGUAUGCCGUCCCCGCUUGUGAUAUGUGUCCGUCUUUCAAUCAACUCUUAUAUGAAAACCGACUCCUCCAUGAAAGUCCGAUUAGAGUGCUCUCGGACAUAAACUUUCCAGAAUGUUUCGGCACCUGUUCAGAGAACCAGUCGGAAUGUGUUGCGUUCAGCCACGAUUCCAUUGCUCGAACUUGUUACCAGUUUAAUGAAACCGUUGACGCCCGAAUGUCAGCUGAAAGUGGAUUUAGAACGGUCAUCAUGACUCAACCCACAGGAACUGUUGGCGAGUGGAAUUACAUUCGGAAUGUGAAGCUAACGGCUCCAAUCUCAAAUCAAGUUUCAUCUGAGUCAUUUCAGGAUUGUAUGUCGAACUGCGACGAGGACUCUAACUGCCGAGCAGUUUCAUACCAUUUCGACUCUCGUGCCUGUGUAAUGUGUUCGGAUUUGAAAAAUAUCGAGUCAUCGCUAGCUUCUAGCUAUGCGUCUGCAUUCAAACAGUCAUCGUUUAAAAAAGGAUCUGCAGGAGACAAUUUUAAGCUCAUGAAUGACGACCUACUUUCCGCGUCUAUCACCGAGUAUAAGACCCCAGAUGCAGGCUGCGCAAAGUACUCCAACAACUCAAUCGGAGCUUAUUACAAGCCUCAGUGUCUCUUCAACCCGAUCAAAGAUUGCAUUGUUGGGCAGCGAUGCAAGUUCUGCUACUACCCGGAACGUAGUGAUAGCAAGAAAGAUCUGGACAUUUGUCCAGACAGCAUCAUCCCGAAAGCCAAAAAUGUUCUCAGUCAGAUAGAGAAACAUCUUGCAAAGUGUCUUGAACUCGAAGACUGUAUCGCGGUGACUUUUGGGACCACAUACUUCAAUCCGAUCUUCAUAACCGAUUCAAACGUUGAAAAAGUGUCGGACUCUUCAAUCGUCUACUUGUUGAAAAAUUUCCACGGCCACUACAAUCUGAUUUUAUCGUCCAAAUUAGAGAAAUCUUCGGUGCAGGCUGGCAGUGCAGACUUUGUUCAGAUCACAAUCACAUCUUUGUCAGACUGUGUGGCAAGAUGUAACUCAGAGUCAUCAUGUAACCGAUUCUCGUACGUUAAGCGUACGCAAACAUGCUCACUCUCGUCCCCGGACGGAAUGAUAAACCACACUGACGACGGAUCUGAACAAGUAGUCGGCAUAAAAGAAAUUCCGAUAUCCUUCACCGGGAACCGUUACACAGAAAUUCCAGGCUACACGGCACAUCCCGAAGUUGAUGGGAUGUAUUUUUUGGGCAAUCAAGACUGCUCUUCCAACUGUCAUCAAUCCUGUCAAGACGCAUGCAGUUCGACGCACAACUGUUCGAUUGUCAUCAUGUCCCAGAAUGGAGACCGAAUGAUAUGUCGCUUGUACAGUUCUAAAGACCUAGUAAUGGAACCAGAAGACUUCAGCCGUAUUAUGUAUCGAGUGAACACAGUCAACAUCAAUCGUGAAUUCCUGGACGCUCUACCACUAUUUCAGUCUUCCGACGUAUUUGACUGCUUUGAAACGUCGAACCAGCAAUCGCAAACGAGCCUCGAUUUGGUGCUUCCAAUGGACGAUUCUACCGUUGAAAUUCAGCGUAGAAGAAAACGAGGUAUUUUCAGUGCUAUCGGCAAUUUCUUUAAAUCAGCCGCGGAAACCGUUGUGGAAACUGUGAAGGGUGUGGCAGAAGACAUUGGACAUACAGUAGAAGCGGCAGGGAAAUUAAUCACCGGUGACACAAAAGGCGCCUCCGAAGCUAUUCAGCAAGUUGGCAUUGUACAAGACGGUAUAAGUGCUGUAAAAUCUGUUGGCAGUCUCAUAAAAGGUGACCUGGAAGGAGCAAAGGAACAUUUUCGCGAUAUCUCUUAUGUUCAGGCAGCUGAAGGAGUCGUUGACACUGGCAAGGCGCUCAUAGAAGGUGACUGGGACAAACUUGGCGAAUCAGGUGGAGAAGCAGCUGUUGGUGUUGCUGCUAGUUUCAUUCCCGUUAUUGGCCGCGGAAAGAAGGGAAAACGUGGUGGCAAGAAGAAGAAGAAGGUGGACGAAGAGGUCAACAAAGAAAACCAUUCUAACAACAAGGACAAGCGUUCCACUGACCAUGAGGAACGACAUCGCGAAAACGAACAACAAGGCAAGACAAAGAAAUGCAAGAUACGCAAACGAUCUCGGCGCGCAGCUGGCACAAAACGACCUAGACCAUCAAAAUCUGACUGUGAUGAUGAUGAUGAUGAUUCUGACGACGACGAUGAUAACACAAAAUUCUGUCCCAAGUUAACAUUCAAGAAUCUACUCAAGAAAUCAAGGACGAACACGGCUCAAUGUAAACGACGUCGCGUGGGACAGCAUUGCGAUUUCGAGUGUGAUCCUGGCUACGACGAGAAACCGGAUCAUCGUGUCAAGUGCGAUAAGAGUGGCGGUACGUUGCGUUGGAAUCAGCAGGGAAACCGCUGUGAAGCAGAAUCGUGCUCUGUUAGAGGUGUGCACAAUUUGAUUGUUAUAUCAACUCCAAAACCUGGAGCGCCUAAUGGGAAGAAGAUGACUGCCUACGUAAUCCUGUUCAACAAAAGUCGAAAGAUUCCAACUUGGUCGGUGGCACUGCAUGACAGUAGCGAAUUCGGAUUGACGGACUUAACAGGGCUGACUGCUAGCGAAUCAGCUGGACGGCAUGCAAGUUUCUUAAAGCAUCCCUGCCCUGAGCUUGUUAGUAAUCAAGCCAACGAUCAGUCUUAUGCAAGAUCAGGUUGGGAAAAGGGUCAUCUGACGCCAGCACGUGUAAUUCGUUGGUCAUUGAAAGCCAGUCGAUCCGUGAAUCUUUAUGUGAAUGUUGCACCCCAAGAUAGCGUCACAAAUCAACAGAUCUGGGAACGGAUCGAAGAUAACGCCUUUUGCACUGGUAAAAAAUUGCGGAGCAUUGUUGCCACAGGAACGUGUUCAGCAAGCAUCGGAAGCAUUAAAAAUGGCGUCGAUAUACCUGCCUGCUUCUGGAAAAUGAUUUGUUACGUUCGUGAUGGUCAACAUCACGUGGUUGGCUUUGUGAUUCAAAACACAAAGCUGUCGUCCUCCGACAAGGCCAGUAUUGAUAGUCGGCGGGAAGAUAGCUUCAUUCCUCGUAGUCAAAGCUAUGUCAUCGCUCAUGCGGCCAUUAGUCCCACCAAGAAUCCAUUUCUCUUGUCCGCACCUGAUGUCUUAAGAAAUCGUGAGGUGUUUAGCCUUGGACCUGGCAUUGAAGGUAUUGUUUCAGUACAGCCAUUACUGUGCGCCGCUGCAUUGAGUCUAACCGCCGACGAAGAAAAACAAUGGAAAGACGGUAUGAAGGCGCAGUCAGACGCUUUGGCGAUCUCGUCGUCUUCAUCCAAGAAGAAACAGAAAUCGAAAAGGCGAAAAACUAAACGAGCUUUAAUUGGUAGCGGUAGUGCGUGCUGUUCGCCGGACGAAAUGUCCAAUUUUCUCGCUUCCCUCACCUCUACUGACGAUGAGGAUGAUGAAGAUGAUUCCGAUGAUGAAGACGACGAUGAGGAAAUUGAAUCAACCGAAUCUCUUGUGUCGUCAGCAUCGUGUGGCAAACGAAUCGUUGGUUACUUCACAUCCUGGGGAAAGUAUAAAUUUAGUCCUCGUAUGGCGCAUCGAUUGACUCACGUGAUAUUUGCGUUCCUGGAAACCCGUUCGAAUGGAGAAGUUAAAGUUGGUUGUGUGGAUCCGGAACAUAGCGAGGACUGUACAAAAGAUGAAGAACUUGCACACAAACGCCUAAAACAGCUAUUUAGUGUCACGGAACACUUUGACCAUCUGAACGUCAUGUUUGCCGUUGGUGGUUGGGAAAACUCUCAAUAUUUCAGUGCAAUCGCAGCUGACCGGGAGCGACGUAUAGUCUUCAUUGCAUCUCUAAUUCAAGUUAUCAAAGACUACGGUUUUGACGGAGUUGAUGUAGAUUGGGAAUACCCCGUGACAGGAGGUGCUCAUGAAGGUGUAACUGAAGACAAAUCGAAUUAUGUCACGCUUUUGUCCGAACUGCGAACAGCAUUGAACAAUCUUGCCAAGCUUCAAGGACGCGAUCGACCUUAUUUGAUGUCCAUUGCUGGUGCUGCAGGACAGUGGACACUUGAUCCUGGAUAUGAUAUGAAAGGUUUGAUCGAACAACUGGAUUUCAUCAAUGUUAUGACAUACGAUUACUUCGGCGCUUGGGGCAGCAAGUGGGGAGCAUUCACUGGACCUCCAGCACCAUUAUACUUUGGGAUGCCAAAAGGUUUUAGUGGAAAAACAAACGUUGCCUGGACAGUGAAGUACUAUGCGUGCCGAAGCAAACAGCCUCACAAAAUCAACAUGGGCGUUCCAUUUUAUGGCCGUUACUGGGAAAAUGUGGCCGACGUAAUCGAUCCGUCUAAUCCUAUGUGGCGAAAAGCUGAAGCUGUAUCCGGAGAAUUUAAAGGUGGAGCUUACACUUGGAGACAACUUCAGUUUAACAUAUCACAGGGUACAUUCGGCAACAUAGAAUUUAACGAACGAACUAAGUCAAAGUACGCGUACAACUCGGCUUCUCGACUUUAUCUUGGCUUGGAAGAUCCGGAAACAUUGAGAUAUAAAGUGGAUUUUGCGGUGGAAAAUAACUUAGGCGGAUUGAUGAUCUGGGCGCUCGAUCAAGAUGACGAUGGUCUUACGAUGCUGGAAACAGUUUACGAUGCCAACCUGUGUGCCAAUACAAAUCCGUCUGAUAUUCGAUUUAAGUGUUUGCCCACAGACGAGCAACUAUGGUGGACACCUGAAAACUCGGACGAAGAUCUUCAAGGCAGAUGUGGCGAAUUUGCGCCACUUAUUGGUGGCCGUUACGCGGCAUGUGAUCCAGAUGAUCCCGGAUACAGCUGCUGCAGCGAAGCAGGCUAUUGUGGCAGUGGUCCAGAUUUUUGUGAUUGUCCUGGCUGCGUGGAUCAUGGAAAGAAUCCGGACAAACUGUUUGAUCAUGCACGGAUCCCGACCGCUGACGAAUUACGAUUCCGCGAUAGUUGUAAGCCGAAUUGGGAAAACGGAUGUGAGAAGGAUGACGACUGCUGUUCGCGGAAUUGUUUUAAGGGAGAAAAGGAUGAUUGGAAGGCCGGUCUAUGCAAAGCCGGAAAAAAGACGACCUAGGAAGAACUAUAUGUUUGACAAUAAAGAAAAUAUGAUAAUUGAAAGCUCAUGUCUUGGCGUUCUCCGAGCGAAAUUUACUA
Bradysia coprophila is the source of this 6058-nucleotide messenger RNA. RefSeq lists its product as uncharacterized. NCBI's taxonomy places the organism in Eukaryota, Metazoa, Arthropoda, Insecta, Diptera, Sciaridae. The record is from RefSeq and is a predicted model, not a curated record. Gene Ontology annotation, biological process: carbohydrate metabolic process. Gene Ontology annotation, molecular function: metal ion binding; nucleic acid binding; hydrolase activity, hydrolyzing O-glycosyl compounds.